This is a messenger RNA of Phycodurus eques (leafy seadragon), 4819 nucleotides long. RefSeq names its product transient receptor potential cation channel, subfamily M, member 2 (gene trpm2). Gene Ontology annotation, biological process: calcium ion transmembrane transport. The transcript is spliced from 32 exons. The record is from RefSeq and is a predicted model, not a curated record. Lineage: Eukaryota; Metazoa; Chordata; Actinopteri; Syngnathiformes; Syngnathidae. The coding region runs from base 1 to 4383 and encodes 1460 amino acids. Gene Ontology annotation, cellular component: membrane. Gene Ontology annotation, molecular function: ligand-gated calcium channel activity.
AUGGCGGAGACGGGAAGGUCUCAGCUGAUUCAAAAUCUGACUUUGAGUGCCGGCACAGCCUUGAAGGUGGUUUCUUUGUCGCCCACUUUCCAGCACGUCACCUGGAUUCGACAGAACAUCCGCAAGAAGGAGUGUUGGUUCUUUGAGAAAGGUGCCAGAGAGGAUGUGUGCGUGUGCGGCUAUUCCAAGAGCGAGCACGUCGCCGACGCCGUCCGGACGGAGGACUCGAGCGGCGGGACCUGGGACCCGAACACGCACGUCCGUGAAGUACCAACGGAUGCUUUCGGGGAGAUCGACUUUGGUGGUUUGCGGCAGACGACUACCAAGUAUGCCCGAGUGUCCACAGACACCAGUCCUGAGAUGCUGUACCAAUUGAUGACAGAACAAUGGAAAGUGCCUCCACCCAACCUUCUCAUCUCUGUCACUGGAGGAGCCAAGAACUUCUACCUGAAGACCCGUCUCAAGAACGUCUUCCAAAGAGGUCUCAUCAAAGUGGCCCAAACAACAGGUGCAUGGAUCAUCACGGGGGGAACCAACACUGGCGUCAUGAAGCAUGUAGGGCAGGCGGUGAGGGAUUACUCCCUGAGCAGCUCCAUGCAGGGCCAGAUCGUGACCAUUGGACUGGCAACAUGGGGAGUCAUUCACAACAAAGAAGUGCUGGUGCAUUCGCAGGGUUGUUUCCCCGCUCAUUACCCGAUGGACGUCAAGGGUCGACUGCCCUGCCUUGACAACAACCACACCCACUUCCUGUUGGUAGACGACGGCACUCACGGCCGGUACGGUGUCGAGAUUGAUCUGAGGAGUCGUCUGGAGAAGUGCAUCUCCGGAAAGACUCUUGGAAACAAAGCUGUUGGAGUGACCAUCCCUGUGGUGUGUGUGGUUCUGGACGGAGGAGCAGGCACUCUCAAUACCAUCUACACGGCCAUGCUCAACGACACGCCGUGCGUGCUGUUGGAGGGCUCCGGGAGAAUGGCCGACGUGAUCGCCCAUGCAGCGGGACUACCCGUAAGCCAGGUCACCAUCGGUCUCAUCCACCGCCUGCUCAAGAAGUUCCUCAGCCUGGAGUACGACAACUUCACCGACCUCAAGAUAAUCGAGUGGACCAAAAAGAUUCAGGACAUCAUCAGGAUGUCUCACCUGCUGACGGUGUUCAGAGGAGGCGGAGACAGUCACGGAGAUGUAGAUGUGGCCAUUCUACAAGCACUCUUUAAAGCUUCGAGGGCCAGCUCAUCACAGGUAAUGGAGGGUUGGCGGAGGCAGCUGGAGCUGGCUAUAGUCUGGAACAGAGUGGACAUAGCCGCCACGGAGAUCUUCACCGACGAGAGCCAGUGGAAGUCCAGUGACCUUCACUGGGCCAUGUUCUCAGCCCUGGCCAGCAACAAGCCUCAGUUUGUGAGCCUCCUGCUGGAGAACGGCGUGAAUCUCAGGGAGUUCCUGCAGAGCGAAGACACUCUGUGCGAGCUCUACAAGCAGCUACCCAACUGCUUCUUCCUGCGCAAGCUGGCCAAGCGCGUCCGCGCUUCCUGUUUCCGGAGGAGGAAAGUGUUCGCCGUCAGGAACCGGGUGCGCUCGGCGCAAAGCGAGGGCAUCGCCUUGAGUCACGUGUCGGAAGAAGUGCGCCACCUAUUAGGUAGCUUCACCCAGCCCAUCUACCCGCCGCCCACCAUGACGUACCACUUCAAUAUGGAGGACGCAGCAUCGUUGUCGAGGAGUAUGUCAAGUUCACAAGCUCCUCUCAGGGUGCACCUCGCCGAGGCCCAGAGAGACCCAGCCAGAGACCUUUUUCUUUGGGCCGUUGUCCAGAAAAAUAGGGAGCUGUCUGAAAUCUCCUGGGAACAGUGUACAGACUGCGUGUCCGCCGCUCUGGCCGCCUGCAAGAUCCUGAGGAAGAUGGCCCAGGAGGGAAGCGAUGCGGACGAGGCCGCGGACAUGCGAGAGCUGGCCGAUCACUUUGAGAUGCGCGCCAUCGGCGUUUUCACCCAGUGUUACAGCGGUGGAGAGGAGCGGGCUAAGAAGCUGCUGGUUCGCGUGUCGCCAUUUUGGGGGAAGACCACGUGCCUGAGGCUAGCGCUGGAGGCUAACUGUAAAAGCUUUGUGGCCCUGUCAGGUGUCCAGGCCCUGCUGACAGAGAUCUGGUGUGGUGAGCUUUCAGUGGACAAUCCUGUGUGGAGGGUGACAAUCUGCAUGAUCUUCUUCCCUCUUAUCUACACUUGGUUCCUGAUUUACAGACCCGACGAGCUGAUCCAGAAGCAAAAUGAGAAAAAGGAAGAUAUCAAGACCGUGGCGAGCGUUACGGGAAGUGUGCUCCGAACUAAAGCUAAAAGCCCUGACCUCACAACCAUGAAGUCUCUCAACUGCUGGUCCAGACUGGCCUGCCUGUACAGCUCGCCGCAAGUCAAGUUCUACUGGAAUAUUGUGUCCUACUUCGCCUUCCUCUUCCUCUUUGCAGUGGUGCUGAUGAUGGACUUCCAGACCACACCCUCCCCCGCAGAGAUUCUGCUGUAUGUGUGGCUCUUCUCUGUGGUGAGCGAGGAAGUCCGGCAGUUGUUUUAUGACCCCGAUGGCUUUGGGUUCCAUAAGAAAGCCAGGAUGUAUAUUAGAGAGCUUUGGAAUAUUUUGGAUGUUCUAUCCAUCAUCCUCUUCAUCAUAGGCCUCGUUUUUAGGCUAACGACCAAGCUGUUCUACGCUGGCAAGAUCAUCCUCUGCAUCGACUUUGUGGUCUUCUGCUUGCGUCUCAUGGCCAUCUUCAGCAUCAGUCGGACGCUUGGACCUAAAAUCAUCAUCGUCAGGAGGAUGAUGAGGGACAUGUUCUUCUUCAUGUUCCUGCUGAGUAUCUGGGUGGUGGCGUACGGCGUAGCCAAGCAGGGCAUCCUGAUCCACAAUGACGACAGACUGGAGUGGAUUUUCCGGGGGGCCGUGUACGAGCCCUACCUCAUCAUAUUCGGCAACGUCCCCACCAACGUUGAUUAUUCAGAAUUUGACUUGAACUCCUGUACCAUGAACGGUGCGGACCCCUUAAAGCCCAAAUGUCCCGUGCUGAAUGAGAACCGAACCCCGGCCUUCCCCGAGUGGCUCACCAUCAUCAUGCUGUGCGUUUACCUCCUCUUUGCCAACAUACUGCUGCUCAACCUGCUGAUCGCCAUCUUCAACUUCACGUUCGAGGAAGUGCAGGACAACUCGGACCGUAUAUGGAAGUUCCAAAGAUACGAGCUCAUUAAGGAGUACCACAGCCGUCCCGCCGCCCCUCCUCCCUUCAUCAUCCUCAGCCACCUUUACAUCUUCAUCAGGAAUGUGGUGCUUUGCAGGCCGCCGGUUAAAUCACAAAAGUUCAGGACUGAGCUUCCUCACAUUGAAGAAGAGGAGCUGCUGUCGUGGGAGGCCCUGAUGAAAGACAGAUACCUGCUGUCCACCCAGCAGCAGCAGACUCAGACCAUGGAGCGAUGCAUCGUGGACACGGCGCAAAAGGUCAGCGCGAUAACCGAUAGACUGGAGCGGGAGGAGGAGAUGAGCUCUGCCAUCUUGAUGAAACGUCUGUCCCGACUGGAGGAGCAGGUUGUCCAGUCGGCCAAAGGCCUGCAGUGGAUCAUGGAGAGUCUGAAGUCAAAGGGUCUUGCCGGGAAACAAGAGCAACCACUCAGUCUGCUACCAAUUUCGAUACUUUCAACAGCGAAGGACUCUUCAGAAACCUCGGAAUCAGUGACUGGGGCGGACGGCUUCCACGUCAAAGCCCGACAGUUACACUACCCAAACAGCAAGGUCACUCGCUUCCCUGUACCCGAGGAGAAGGUGCCAUGGGAGGUCAGCUUCAGCUCAUACAUGCCUUCAUAUUAUAGAUCAGAGGACAAUGUGGAUGGAUCAGACUCCGAAGUUUUGGAAAAUUACAGAAACCCUGGAGGGAGGACCGGUAUCAGAGGUCAAGGUUCACUCAGUCAUCUGGGUCCAAAUCUGCACGUAGACCUUGUGAUUACACGCCUGCGGGACAAUGGGCGCUCAGUUUUGGAGUUUCUGGCAGUUGAAGACGACCAACAAAAGAUGUUGGUUCUACCUGGGGGACCGGUUGAAUCUGCUGAACGUCUGCCAUUGGCUCUAAUGAGAACCAUGGGCAAGAGUCUGUAUGAAAAAUUGCAUGAAAAAAUGGCAGAGGGAAUACUGGUGUUUGAAGGUUACGUGGACGACGUCAGGAACACAGACAACGCCUGGGUGGAAACCACAGUCAUCAACCUUCACUUGGAUUCACGUGAGGAUCCGGAAGAUAUCGCCAACAUGGUGGCGUGCAGUCGCGGCUCUCUGCAGUGGCGGGAGGCGAGCUGCAAAAAUGGCCUUUGCUCCGACCAAAGCGACUCGUUGCGGCGGGUCGCCAUGCUGCAUAACAGGAACUCGUAACACUCACGCAGCUAUCGCUGCGUCUUACCAAAUCAAUACACGCUGCUCAAGUGUCAAGCAACCUCAGUGAAAGCAUGCACAAUGUUUCAGGUGUUCAUUGUUACCGCUGUAUGCUGCUUUUAUUGGUGAAUGCUCACAGCUAACUCCAGAACAUGCAUCUUUCCAUAAUCCAUGGACAGACGUCCGACAAUUUAUCAUUAUAUUGGACAAUAAUAAGCCACAUUUAUACUUAUUGUCUUUUCCUUGUACAAUACAGUACAAGGAAAAGACAAUAAUGCCCAUAUGAACCUCUGCAAAGGCUACUUGAAUGCGCACUUCUGUGUGACAAUGUAGUAAAUAUGUUCCUGCUGCAAUUUUAUUGGAAUGUGGGAUUUAUUGAGAGUUUAUUAUUUUUGUUAAUUUAAAUGAAUGAAUAAAUAAAGGCUUUUUGCUGCAC